Messenger RNA from Funneliformis geosporum, 480 nucleotides. Lineage: Eukaryota; Fungi; Glomeromycota; Glomeromycetes; Glomerales; Glomeraceae. The record is from the annotation of a GenBank genome assembly.
AUGUAUUUAACUGACCCUUUUAUUAAAAGGAAAGAUGAUUUUGUGGUUGAAUUAACUAAGUUUAUUAGCCAACCCGACUUCACUACUCAAGGAGAGGAAAACAUUCGUCACUUUCUCCAUGAUUUAAUUGGUUAUUACGUGAUUAUGGAAGGGAUAUUUUUUUAUGCUGGGUUUGCCAUGAUGUUGGCCUUGAAGCGGAACAAAAAGAUGGAAGGAGUGGGUCAACAGUUUGAAUACAUUAUGCGCGAUGAGAGUUUACACUUGGCCUUUGGUUGUGGUUUAAUUAAUACUAUUACUGGAGCCAAACCACUUGAAUUUGCAGUUGAAUUAGAAAAAGAAUAUGCCCGCGAGGCUUGUCCAGAAGGAAUAGUUGGAAUUAAUUCUCAACAAUUUUGCGAGUAUGUCGAGUAUAUUGCCGACCGUCGAUUAGAAAGAAUUGGCUUGCCUAAAAUUUACGAGACAAAAAAUCCUUUUGACUGA